CUCGACCGUCUGCAAGAUAACUUUUCUCUGGUGCUAGCUUUGCCCUUACGAAUGAAUCAUGGCUUUUGUUGCUACGGCGAGGCAUAACGUGAAGCUUGCGACGUUGAUAUCACGGAAAAUGUAUAGCAACGGCAACGGCACUGCUGGUGCACUGAAUGAGGUUGUAAUUGCCUCGUUUGCAAGGACACCUAUUGGGUCGUUCAGGAGUUCUUUGGCUGCUGUUCCUGCCACGCGGCUGGGUUCUGUUGCUAUCAAGGGAGCCAUCGAAAGGGCAGGGAUCUCAGCCGACGAUGUCCAGGAGGUGUUCAUGGGCAACGUCAUCUCUGCUGCCGGAGGCCAGGCACCUGCGAGGCAGGCUGCCCUCGGGGCAGGCGUGUCGCAGUCGACGCCAUGCACGACCAUCAACAAGGUGUGUGCCUCUGGAAUGAAGGCCAUCAUGCUGGCAGCGCAGAGCCUCAUGUGCGGAGCUCAGGAGGUGAUGGUGGCAGGAGGCAUGGAGAGCAUGUCCAACGUUCCCUACUACCUGGCACGGGGCGAGACUCCUUAUGGCGGAGUGCAGCUGACGGAUGGUAUCGUCUACGAUGGCCUGACUGAUGCCUACGACAGGAUCCACAUGGGUGCUUGUGCAGAGCAAACCGCCAAGAAGUAUGAGGUGUCGAGGCAAGACCAAGACAAUUUUGCCAUCGAAAGUUACAAGAGAAGUGAAGCUGCAGCAAAGGCUGGAGUUUUCGCCAAGGAGAUAGUGCCAGUCACCAUAUCUGGGAAGCGUGGCAAACCAGACACCGUGGUCAGCGAGGACGAGGAAUAUAAGAAAGCCAACUUCGAGAAAUUUGGCUCGGUUCCAACCGUGUUCUUGAAGGACGGAGGAACUAUCACGGCAGCCAAUGCCAGCACCCUGAACGAUGGUGCUGCUGCGUGUGUCCUGAUGACCAGGCAAGCAGCAAACAGGCUUGGAGUGAAGCCCAUUGCUCGAAUUGUUGGAUUUGCAGACGCUGCAGUCGAGCCAGUGCACUUCUCUAUUGCUCCUGCCUACGCAAUGCCAAAGGUUCUGAAGCAGACUGGCGUGAAGUUGGAGGACAUUUCCAUGUUUGAGAUAAACGAGGCCUUCAGUUCCGUCGUUCUGUGCAACAUGAAGCACCUGAAGCUAGACCAGUCCAAAGUCAAUGUCCACGGUGGUGCUGUCAGCCUGGGGCACCCCAUUGGAAUGUCUGGAGCGAGGAUCGUGGGCCGCAUGGCAGUGCAGCUCCAGCCCGGACAGCUGGGCCUCGCCGGCAUCUGCAAUGGCGGUGGUGGCGCCUCUGCCUUGCUGCUCGAGAAGCUGAACCCUGAUGGCAGGCAGCUUGACCUACCCACCUUAACAUUGUACACAAAGCACCCCUGUCCCCUUUGCGACGUCGCGAAAGAACAGCUGCGUGAGCUCCUACCUAAAGUUCAUUUUGUUGAAGUGGACAUCGAGGGGCCUGGAAACGAGGCUUGGAGGCAGUGCUACCGCUAUGACAUUCCAGUCUUUCAUUUGAAUGGAGAGUUCCUGAUGAAGCACAAGGCCGACCCACACCUCUUGGCUGAGAAACUAGCUCUAAUGGAAUCCAACAAAAAUUGAAAACUUUCUGAAAUGUGCAAUAAAUGUCCAUGUUUAUGCCUGUGAA
Molecule: messenger RNA, 1646 nt
Organism: Ixodes scapularis (black-legged tick)
Lineage: Eukaryota; Metazoa; Arthropoda; Arachnida; Ixodida; Ixodidae
Gene: Acat1
Product: acetyl-CoA acetyltransferase A, mitochondrial
Exons: 14
Coding region: 59-1600 (513 amino acids)
Biological process (GO): fatty acid beta-oxidation
Molecular function (GO): acetyl-CoA C-acetyltransferase activity
Source: RefSeq, a predicted model, not a curated record